Molecule: messenger RNA, 396 nt
Organism: Lobosporangium transversale
Lineage: Eukaryota; Fungi; Mortierellomycota; Mortierellomycetes; Mortierellales; Mortierellaceae
Exons: 1
Coding region: 1-396 (131 amino acids)
Source: RefSeq, a predicted model, not a curated record
AUGGCUGAAGCAACAUCUGCACUUCCUGCAGAAUCCGCCAUCUCAUCUCCCUCUUCAAUAGCAUCCGCGCCAGUAUCAGUAGCACCAACAGCAUCGGCGGCAUCCACAGCAAUACCAGGAGGUGAAGCUUCGCCCGCAUCUUCUACUCGAUCUUCAAUUACGCUUUUACCAUCUCAAAUCCGGUCAUCUGCUGCUCCACCACCGGAAGGCACGCUCAAAAUGAAGAAGAGUUUAACUGUUGAUGGUACAGGCAAAGGAAAUGGAGGCAAGCACAACAGACGUUCGUCUGGUGGGAUCCUGUCUGGAUCUUCGUUGUUUGGACCACUGUUAGGGAAAAACGGUGAUGGUAGCGGAGGAGGAUUCCUUAAAGGGAAGAGGUUUUCCCAUAGCGGAUAA